Molecule: messenger RNA, 1737 nt
Organism: Maylandia zebra (zebra mbuna)
Lineage: Eukaryota; Metazoa; Chordata; Actinopteri; Cichliformes; Cichlidae
Product: putative oxidoreductase YjmC
Molecular function (GO): oxidoreductase activity
Source: RefSeq, a predicted model, not a curated record
UAUAAUGGAAAUACCGAAAGCAGCAGGUUCACGACCUUGCCAAAUCACAAAGCUUCUCCCCGGGCAGAGACACCUGACAGAUAGUUUUGACACACGGGGCGUUUCCUAACAUUGAGGCACUUGAAGAGGAAAGUUGCCAGGUCAUCGGAUUUACCCCCAACACAUCUGAUCCAGGAUCGACAGACCAUCAUAGUGAAAGGACAGCAAAGUCAGCAUGAACAGAUGUUUGAUCAGCGAGGUGGAGGUCAAAGGCUUCAUUGAGAGGUGCAUGACAGCAGUGGGUACCAAGCAGCAUCAUGCUCGCAGUCUAGCUGAAGUGUUGGUGGAAGGAGACCACAGGGGCCACUACAGCCAUGGACUCAACAGGAUGGACAUGUAUGUGAAGGACAUUCAAACUGGCAUCUGUGCCAAGGAUGGUGAGCCAGUGGUAGAAAAGGAGAGUGAAGCGACAGCACUGGUGGAUGGGAAGAAUCUCUUAGGCCCGGUGGUGGGAAACUUUUGUAUGAAUCUGGCCAUAAAAAAGGCCAACGACGUUGGCAUUGGCUGGGUGGUGGCACACAACUCCAACCAUUAUGGCAUUGCUGGAUACUAUGCAAUGCAGGCGCUGAAAGAAAACAUGAUUGGGAUGUCAUUUACCAACACAUCACCACUGGUGGUUCCCACACGUGCUAAAGAGUGUACUUUGGGCACCAACCCCAUCAGUGUUGCGGCUCCUGCUAAAGAUGGAGACAGCUUUGUUUUAGACAUGGCCACUUCAGCAGUAGCCAUUGGAAAGGUGGAGCUUCAUGAGCGGCGUGGAGACCCCAUUCCUGAGGGCUGGGGCUGUGACCCUCUGGGAAAAAUUACAACAGACCCCAAGAGAGUGCUGACUGGAGGAGGACUGGUGCCUGUUGGUGGCAGUGAAGCCACAGGAGGGUACAAAGGCUAUGGUCUGGGAAUGAUGGUGGAGGUGUUCUGUGGCAUCUUGGCUGGUGCCCAGUACAGCAAAUACAUCCGCAGUUGGAAAGUAACAGACCGUGUUGCAAACCUGGGUCAGUGUUUUGUGGCAAUCAAUCCAGAGAACUUUGCUCCCGGGUUCAGUGACAGGAUGUCAGAUCUGCUGUCCAUCCAUAGAAACCUGAAUCCUGCUGACCUAGACACUCCUGUUUUGGCUGCCGGAGAUCCAGAGAGGAUGAACAUGAAGAAAUGUGAGGAUAUGGGUGGGAUCCCUUACCACAUCAACGUCGUCAAAUACAUGAAUGAAUGCGCCAAGAAAAUCGGUGUCAACCCACUGUUGCCAUGUGACAAGAUCGUCUCGGGUUAAGUUUAUCCAAACAGGAUUCUCAGCUGUGGAAAUCAGCCACUAAUGCUCAACUUGAAGUGCAAUUCUGUUAAUACACCUUAUACAUUUUAACAGUAAUAUUUUAUUCAUGAUUAUACAUGUGACAUGUACUGUUAUUUUUUUUUUUUACUUUACUAAAAAAAAAAAAUGAUGUUGUUGCAGAUGCUUUUGAAGUUUCAUCAUACGUAAAGACACAGUGCUUUAUCAUCUACAAUUAAAUAUAUCAUUCCUUGUUGCUGAUGAAAGACAGUACUGUUCCUGCACAGCAAUCACAAAAGUAUUAUACUCACUUCUAAUUGAAAAUAAGAAUUUUCUGCUUCUUUGCUACUGAUGUGAAAAUUGUAUUUUUACUGUGAGAUCAUCUUAAAAACAUAAUUCUUUUAUUCCCAGAUCAAUAAAUGCCAUACUAUUUGGAA